CAAUGAUCAAACCCGAUGGAUGAAACUGCGCCCCAUUCUGCCAGCGCACCUCAAGAAACCGGAGCCGGAUGUGACAUGAGGUUUGAAAUACAGCUCCAGGACCGCGUUGGAUGCCUAGUUGAUACAGAGAUGAGCGGUGAGAACGUGAAGUUGUUUGUGGGGAACCUUCCUUUAGAUGCAACUCAAGACGAGCUAAACAAGCUCUUUGCUCCAUAUGGAGAGAUCAACACCUGCUCUUUGCUCAGACAGUAUGCCUUCGUUACCCUGAAGGGAGAGGGGGCAGCAGACAGGGCCAUACGACAUCUUGAUGGCAAAGAGUACAGAGGCAGGCCCCUGGUGGUUGAGGAGUCACGUGCUCGCCCACCCAACUCCACUAAAGUGUUUGUGGGGAACCUCGCGGCAACAUGCUCAGCAGACGACCUGCACGGGCUGUUCUCAACCUUCGGAAGAGUUUUAGACUGUGAUAAAGUCAAAGCCAGAUUAUGCUCAAAUGUUGGCUAUGCAUUUGUGCAUAUGGAGCGGAAGGAGGAAGCGCUGGUAGCCAUUGACGCUCUCCAUGGGACCAUGUUCAAGGGCCGUCAGUUGGCCGUAGAGCUGUCCAAAGCCCAACCUUUGAUCAACCAGCUUGCCAUGGCUGGAAACAACUUCGCCGGUGGUGUAGCAGGUGGCAGGGAGGGCCUUCUUCCGCGACCACCUCCAUCACUAGAGCACCAUCAGAGUCAAGCAGCCGUGCUAGCGGCAGCUGCAGCAGCCGCGGCUGGACUCCCCAUACAAGUUCAACAAAGUGUCCAUAACUCAUUCUACAACACCACAUCCUUUGACCCCACCUACGCUGCGUUGAAGGGCAUUACAAGCGCUAAAGGGGCAGAUGGAGUGAUUUACGGUGCCCUUGCCAGCCAGGUAUAUGGAACCGUUGCUGACCAGGUCUACCAAGAUAUGGCCAAUCACAAUUCUGCAGCCGUUGUUGAAGAAGUAGAGCCACAGACCGGACCAGAUCCAACAACGCUUUUUGAGGCAGCAAGAGCCAAGUUCUUUCAGGAGGGACAGAAGGUUCUGGCUGAGCAGCAGGCAGGGAGAAAGGCAGCAUCUGCAGACAGUGAGCGGGACCGCAGCCCAAUCAGAGGAAAUCGAGCCCCCCUCCUACCAGACCCCGUUCCGGGUUCCUUUGCUCAGAUCCGACCUAAGCGGCGAGCCCUGCUGCCAACACCACCUGGAGGACCUGAAGAGCCUCCAGCUGCCACCACCACUCCUGAAGGGUCAGAUCCUGUUGCUAGGUCUUACACAGAGUACUACCAGCAAAUGCAUCAAUACCAACAGUAUCAACAGUACCAGCAACAGUACCAGUACCUCCAGUAUGCCUACACCAAUCCUCCUCCUCCGCCUCCACCUCCACCGGCCACCACACAGGCACAGGCCUCCACCACAGCCACUGCACCCCCAGGGACGUACACGGCGCCCCCAACGUAUGCGGCACCGGGAGCCUAUGCAGCGCCAGGAACGUAUGACACUUCGGGAUGUUACGUCUCAUCAGGGAGCUACAAUGCUUCAUCUGGAAACUACGAGGCCUCGUCAAGAAGCUAUGAUGCAUCUGGAGGCUACGGGGCACCGGGAGCAUAUGAUUCAUCAGGAGCUUACGCAGCAGCGGGAAGCUACUCCACAUCCACACCGUAUGAGCAGACACCCGCACACGGGCAACCCAUGCCCCAGCGCCAUGAUUACCCUUACCACACGCCAGAACCCCCUUAUCGAUAGUCCCACUCCCACACACUCCUUCCACAAAGCAGAUGUGUGUGUGUGUCUGCGCGUGUGUGUGUGUCUGCGCGUGUGUGUGUGUGUGCGCAUGUGUAUUUACAUAAGGGACAGUUUUAAAGGAAAACCAGAGAGGGAGCAAGGUUGAAUGUAAUUCAUCUUAACCUAGUCUCUAGCUUGCCUGCCAGUUGAUGGCUGUGUGUCGUAGUAGGACAACUAAUAUUGGAAUAUUGUCAAGCAUUCAGAGUUUCUGUUAGAUGUUAUGGAGGCCCAGCUGGUUCCUUGUUAAAUGUUAAAGGAGCUCAAUGUUUCCUGGGAUAAAGUUGGAUUUGGAGGCCAGGGUAGGAUCUCAUAAGAGAAGCCUUUUGUUUGUACUGAAUCAAGGCCUUUUAUAUACUCAACAUAAAAAUGUGCACCAAAUACGGGUUUCCUGGAAAAACUGUUUAAGAAAAAUAAGCAGUCCAAAACAAACUGAUAAAUUAUUAAAUAACUAUUAAAAAAAAAAUCCAUCUGGCUCCUUAACAAGAUGCAUUAAACUUGCUGCCUUCUUUAAUAAACACAUCUUUUAGAGAUCCAUAUGUCUCCAUGAUAACAAUUGUUAAUAUUAAAAUGUCCUCUAAACGCACACACUAUUGUUGGCGUAGGAGAACCCUGUGCGGAGUAUGUAACCGGCCUCUGUUUAAAUUCUGCGUGACCCCUUUUGUAAUAGCCAGUCUGUUUGUCCAGACAUUUAACUGCCUGAUUGGUGAUACACGUCGACAAGAAGUGAAAGCAGAACUGAAUUGAAAUGGAGCGGUGCAUCAGCUAGGUUUUUGUUGCCUUUACUGAAUAAUCUUCUUUUUCUAAAGAUCGCGAAUGUUUGUUCAUUGACCAGCUUGUCAAUUGUUUGAGGCUGGUUUCACUGAGCUGGUCAGCAAUUCCCACUCAGAAGUGAUGAUGUAUUUUGGUCAUGGAAAUCUUUGAUAUUUAAAAAAAUCUCAAAUCAGCUUUUUGAAAUUGACGUUUAGAAAGUCAAUUAGAUUCUUUUGUAACCCAAUUUAACGCUGGGUGUUUUUGUGAUCGCAUUUUGCAUGCCGGCAUUAAAAGUUUUCUUGGGGUUAUCCAUUUUCAGGGUGUCAAGAGUGACUACAGAGUAAAUGUGUAGUCCACACAGACCUUCCUGUUUAAUUGGGAGGGGUCGCAUUAACUUAAUAUAGAUAUCACCAGUCUGAUCCCGCGUGCUUGAAGUUUCGUAGUUCGAGGGAUAGCCAAGUGUGAACAUGGCUUUGAUAACGACAGGAAAAUAAUACAGUCUGAUUAAACAUUUUCAGCGAUUAAAUUGUAGUACAUGACCUGGAUGUCUUCUUGAAGCCUUUUCCAUAUUUGACCUGUCUUGUGUUUUCUUUCUUAGCCCAGGCUCUUUGUGUUUCUCGAGGCCUACGCAAACUCAGGGGUUAAAUAUAUCCUGUCAAGAGUUUUGGUUCAAGUCGGUGUUUGCCUCUGAAACGUUAGAACAAAAUCUUUAAGUCAUUUUAUCAUUCCCAUUUUUCUUUUUCAGUUUUGUGUAAAAUUGCGAUCAGAGCAUAUGUGAAAAGAAAGUUGAAUGCAUCCACGUGUUUCUCCCAUUUUUGGUCAUACUUAGUUGAACCCAGAAUUUGGAUGUUUUUUUGUUUUUGUUUUUUAGACUGAAGAAAAUGAGUUUUUGUUCUUUUGUUGUUUUUGUCAAGAUUUUUAAAUUUAUAAAAGCCAGAAGAAUGGCAGCAAGUUUUGUUUGGCCAAUGACGUUGAAAGAAUCUGAGCAUUAUCGGUGCUGUAAAUUUUGAAUUGGUUUUUGACACUUUCUAUUAUUGGCUUUUGUUCCAGUCUCAUCAGCAGCUGUUCUGCCUCUGCCCACAUUGGAAACUAUUGGGGGAUUUAAAGGGAGAGUUGAACUAGUUUUCAAAACAGGAAAUGUACAAUUUCCUACUCAUGUAAAUACUUUAAACCUUAUUUUAGGCUGAAAAAGUAAUGCCAACCAACAUUUGGUUGAGUGGUAAGAAUAUUGACUGUUAAUAUUAGAUGUAAUGAUUGUAUUUCUUCCUAAACAGUUGAAGAUAGUAUAUAGACGAGAUGAAGUAGGACAGUUGAGUUGUAUCGGUCUGUUUAAAAAAAGAAAUAAAAAGAGGCAACCCUCAAGAAUGACGGUAAUCCGAUUACGGUCAUGCUUGUAAAAAUAAGACAUUGCAUAUGAUUUGAAGGGCAGAUUCUAAAAAUGGGAGAAAACGGUAAUCACAAUUGGAGCCUAGAGCAGGUAGAAGUGUAUACUUUUUUUUUCUAAAUGCAGUGCAGUGGCGUGUUGCUGAUGUGUGUAGCGUACGGUUGUUGACUGAGUGGAUACGAGGUGAUAGUCUUGGUUCUGCAGGUGAAUAUGAGGGUUGUUUUGGAUUUAGUAAAGGCCGCUGAUUUUCCCGAGCAGCAGCCAGAAGGGUCGAUGAUCUUUCCUUUUCCCACUUCUGAUCUUACCAGAAACACACACCUAAUUUUGACACUAGCAUUACUGGCUUUCUCUGCAUUCAUAUCACACCUAGACAGCUCCACAUGUGUAUCUAGAUGUAUUGUUGCAUUUUACUCAUGUAAAGCAGGCUACAUGUGCAAAUGAUACUAAUGCACACCUGAUUUUAUAUGACUUAACAGUAGUUGUUCCGUUCGUGAUUGUAAAACACACUAGUUGUACCACUCAUCUUAUUUCUUAUACGCCACCUGAGUUGGUAGUGCUGUGUUAGGUUUAAGUCACACAUAGCCUCUCUAAAUUUCCACAUUAUUCCACCUUCUCCAUGUGAACUGUUAGUUGCAUGCCUUGUUGUUGCUGCUGCUCCAGCCACCUUCUUCCUCUUGCUGAUUAUUGCAGCUAGAGUGGGAGGGAGCCAAACUGAGCCCUUGCCCUGGACGUACGCCACACGCAGCUGUAGCGUGGGAUGGGGAUAACAGCAGCGUUAGGCCUGAAACUGCUGUGGACGAUGGGGUGUCUCCCCCACUAAGGUAAACACUCAGACCACACACUCCUGCCCCUCCCUGAAAACACAUGUACACACUCACAAACAUACAGAUACACAUAUAUGCAUACUUCCUAUUCCUUACCUGUGUUCAGGGAGUUUUAUUUGUCAGGAUUUCAUUCAUUUUUUUGGAAAUGGAUCUCUCAUCCUUUUUUAUUGGGAGAUUACCUUUUUUCCCUGCUUUUGAUUUUCCUGAUCAUAUCUUCCCCACCCCCCCAAGAAUACUCUGCUCAUACAUUCCUGCUCCCAACAAACUGACCACUCACACACACACCAGAUUUGGAGGAUCGUGUACCGUCUUUUAGUCUAAAUCUGAACCUUUUCUGAAGCAGGCAUGUUUUUAGUACAUCCCGUAUCUAACAGCCUGUCAUUCAAGAGUACCAGGCAAUCAGCCAGAACUGGACGUGGGACAUUUAGAUGGGAUGGGUUGUUUUAGUUUUUGUAAAUGCGCCCCUGGGGCCACUUCGGGGUUAAGUGCCUUGCGUAAGAGCACAUAGGUAGGCCCUUCAUUUGAGAGUUGAAUAACCUGGCUCAGGAUCGGUUGCUGGUUCAACGCUCGACUCCCCCUCUCCCCUAAAACGACGAUUUUUGAUGCCGCAUUGAACUUGUAUGAAUGACAAUGAACACAAAUAUUAUCAUUUUGUUUUAAAUUACAUUUUGUCCUAUGUUCUUUGACUUGUUUAAUUAUCAAUAAAUGACUUUGAACUGAA
This is a messenger RNA of Perca flavescens (yellow perch), 5470 nucleotides long. It is a transcript of the gene rbm14a, whose product is annotated as RNA binding motif protein 14a. Bases 16 to 1752 code for a protein of 578 amino acids. Gene Ontology annotation, molecular function: mRNA binding. The record is from RefSeq and is a predicted model, not a curated record. Gene Ontology annotation, cellular component: nucleus. The transcript has 8 exons. Lineage: Eukaryota; Metazoa; Chordata; Actinopteri; Perciformes; Percidae.